Molecule: messenger RNA, 5362 nt
Organism: Folsomia candida
Lineage: Eukaryota; Metazoa; Arthropoda; Collembola; Entomobryomorpha; Isotomidae
Product: histone-lysine N-methyltransferase trithorax
Exons: 20
Coding region: 136-5100 (1654 amino acids)
Biological process (GO): positive regulation of DNA-templated transcription
Cellular component (GO): histone methyltransferase complex
Molecular function (GO): histone H3K4 methyltransferase activity; protein binding
Source: RefSeq, a predicted model, not a curated record
GAAUUCACUUGCACUUUCUUUCCUUGUGGAUCCACUGACUGAGGAGCUGAUCAAGAAGUAUUUGCGCUCCCUCCUAUUUAUCAGCUUGUAGAGGGUGACCUUUGUCGACCCUUUGACCUUCCAUCCACCACCACCAUGGCCCCUGUUCGAAAAAGGUCAGCCCUUCUCAAGAAGAACCCCACUGCUUUCGUCUCAUACAAGGAAGCCAAAACCUCGGGCCCAGCUGCACUCAAAGUGAAAGCUACUCACAUUCAAAUCGUCGCCCAAUUCGCCAAUCGAGGAAGGUAUCAUCCAAGAGAAAAUGAGGAACAGGGAUCAUCAUCAUCAGCUGCGACGAUGACACCGCCGCCUGUCUUGGAGAGACAGGAUGGUGUUCCCACCAGCCCAUCCGUUCCUGCGCCUAAUUAUCGGCGUAGUGGCCGAGUCCCGAAGCGGAAGCGGUUGAGCACGUCGCCUGAACAAGUGGGACGACAGGCACUGGGGAAGGUGGCCAAGGGAAUUGAAGGGACGAUACAGUCAAAACUGGUCAGUAGGAAUAGUAGCCCAUCAGCAGAGAAGUCAGGAAAGGAGGACGGAGGUGGACGUGAUCAGGAAAUCAAGGUCUCUACUCCAAUAACUCCUAAAUUCUUUGAAGGGAAAGAGGAAUUUGGAGCUGCACUUAUGAUUCUGGUUGAGCCAGAACAGUCUUCCAGAAACUAUUCUGAUAUACCAGUUGAACACGGAUGGCUUCAAUGUGGGAUUUGCUGCAAACUUUCCGAGAUUAAUUUGGCCACAGCCAAACUUUCUGAUUCCAAGAAGUAUGGAGCUUUUCUCUGUGGACAAUGCGUUCCAUUUCUCAACAAGUUGACCAUCAUUGCUAAGAAGGCCAUGGCUUUGACAUGUUUAGGAGCGAAUGGCAAUUGUCAAUUUCCAGCUGCGUCCUCGUGUGAAGCUUGUUUCAUCCAUAACUGUCUGCUGCUCUUGGACUUUACUGACGAACUGUACUUCAAAUUGUGGCGAGCCGUUCCGCCUGCUGCCUUAAUUAAUGUGCCACACGUACCUCCCAGUGUCAAACGUUACGAGGAAACGAGAGGAAAAAUAUUAUGGGUUAGCCGACUGGAUGGAUCAAUUCUUCAUGCAGCCAGCAAGCUCGAAAGGGGGAAAGCAAAUAACAAGGGGACCAUCGCUGCUGCUGCUGUGGAGGCUCAAGAUGACGAAGAUAAUGAGAAACAUCAAAUAAAUCUGCCGUUGCGAGUUGGACAAGGACGAGUGGAAAAAAAGAAACCUGGAAGACCUCGUAUGAAGCGCAAUUUAAACGCUAAGACUGAACCUAUAUUACUGAAGACUGAAGAUGCAAAGACUGAUGCUGAUAUUCAAGUUGUUACUGAGGGCAGACAAAUCGGGAGGACACGAGGCAGACAGGAAAAUAAUAUUACUGCUGGUGCUAAUAUCGUCGCGAAUAAUUCCGCUACAAUUACGACCAUAAAAGAGGAAUUUGGGACUGUUAACGUUUCCGAGAAAGGGGAGGAUGCUUCUGUGUCUGAGCAGUCUCAGGAGCCAGAACCAGAAUCGAUGGUUAAAGUGUUUCCUCCCCUCAACCCCUCUUCCUCAUCGGCAUCGGAGCUUGUUGGAGAAAAAGUGCUGGCCAAGUACGGAUACCCAGUUGUCGUGGUGCCCGGAAGUGAACCUCCCACUCCACUUUGCUUCUCCUGCGGCUCUGCCGGAAUAAAUCAAUUAGUGUACUGCUCCUCCUGCUGCGAACCAUUCCACCCGUACUGCUCUGACGACGACGCUCUUCUCACUGCAUACCUCGCCGAAGUCAGUCUCCGCCCAACCAUCACCGGGGGACUGGUCCACAAGUUUCGAAAAUGGAAAUGCUCGCAAUGCCUCACGUGCUCCCACUGCGGGUGUGGACGGAGAGAUGGAGAGGACGACUUCAUUGCCUGUUCUCUUUGUGCAUCCUCGUUCCAUCUCCGAUGUACUAGAAAAAUGCCGUUGAAACCGGCAACGAGCGGUAGAAACUGGGUGUGUGUAACGUGUCUCCAUUGCUCGAGUUGCCAAAUCCCACUGCGAUCCAAGAAUAUGCAGCAUCUCAGAAAAUUGGGGACCGCAAUGUCGGAAAUUUUGUGCUUGGAAUGUUUCAAGAGAAGGAGACAGGGUUCCUUCUGCCCAGUCUGCUUUGUUUGCUAUGAUGACAACGAUUGGGAUUCGAAGAUGAUGGAGUGCGACAAAUGCAAACGUUGGAUCCACGCCCAAUGUGAGGAGCUCAACGAUGAAAAAUACUACGUCCUGAGUGCACUUCCAGAAGCGAUCGUAUAUGUUUGCAGACUAUGCCAUCCGCCUAUAUCCACCGUGGGCUGGCGUUUCGCGAUCGAGUCCGAUUUGGUCGAGGGAUGUCUUCGGGUGUUGGACCUAUUUCAAAAGAAAGUUGUAGGGGUGACAAGGAAACGGCGAGCACUCAGUUUUAGCGUAGACGAAGAAGAUGGAGCGCUGUCGAAGGGAAUCUCGCCUUACUUUUCGCCCAUCAUUCUUUCGUCUACAGCCACAGUAGAGAGUGGCUCCCUCCCCUUGCAUGAGAAAAAUAAUGGGACGCCCACUUCUUGUCGUGAAACUACGUCACCCAGUAAUAAGCAACAGGAACAACCACGAAGACAACCCAUCUUGAGGACAACUCCACUCCCACGUCUCUCUCCAGAUGAGAACAGUCUCAUCCAACGGUACAACAUUCGACCAUGCAUCAUCCGUCUCUCCGACCUGGACAUUACAGUCAGGAGGAGGGGACUCAUUGCCAAGGAAGAAGAAGAACAAGAGACUCUUCCUCCUCCUUGUUCAAACCCAGGCGAAGUUACCCCGAUUAAAAAUAGGCAAAGUCUUGUCACAUCACCGAUCACCGCUAUUUGUACACCAUCAAAGAUGAGCACGCCACAUCGUGUGACGACCUCCUUCACUGAGGCCGUGAAGGCAUCCGCCCCCCUUUGGCGAAGUGGAGUCCGCACUUUCCGCUCAAUUUCCCUUGCCCUCCUCCCACCUUUCUUUGCGGACCUGAAAAAGACGUCGCCCUUGUCGGAGGAAGAGGAAGGCGAGCCGGACGCGUCCAAGUUUGUCUCCUACUUUGAGGAUACGUUGAAACAGGUGUUUCCUUGGUGGAGGGACGACUUGAAAGAGUUGAUCAAGCGGGUAGACGAUGACGGUCUGGGUAGCAGUGGAGGAUCAUCUGACAAUGCGAGCGUGGCAUCCGAGAACAUGAAGCCAUCGGACCCCAUGAAGGAGGAGCUCCUUCCCGAGGCAGCCGUCCUCACCCAGUGCUACUGGGAUGAGGGACAUUGGAUGGACGGGAGAGCUUGUUCUCUGUGCCAUGAAUUGGGCGACUUUCCUUUCAAUUCUUCUGGAAGAUUACUAAACGUGAAUCCGGAGGAGUGGGUCCACGUCAACUGCGCCAUUUGGUCCAGUGAGGUUUGGGAGGAAGAAGACGGAGCCUUGCAACAGGUGGAGGUGGCACUUCUUCGUGGAAGGCGUACACCUUGCGAUCUUUGUUCCAGGAUGGGUGCUUCACUCAACUGUUGUGCCGGAUCCUGUCGCGUGUGUUUUCAUUUCACCUGUGCUAUGCAGUCAGGAUGUAUUUUACAGGCCGACAAGAGUGUGUUUUGUUCUAACCACACGCGUCUUGCGAAAGGACAAGUACAGUUGGACAUGCAUGUAACCCGCAAGGUUUACGUGAGCAGCUUGACGAGUGCCCGACGAAGCAAGGAGCUGGUGUUGCCCUCAAGUAGGCUGAGAAUAUUUGUGGGAUCAUCUCGGGUGGACCGUUUGGGCAGUGUAGUUCCCAUUUCGGUAAUAAAUUUGGGAAGUAAGAAAAAUGAAUGUCAAGAGAAGGAGGAAGCAGAACACACACAGUCGACAGUCCUGCAACCCGUCAACUUUCGCGUGGCCUACCUCCGUCUAGUCAAGCCCAUUGAGGAGGGAGGAGGAAAGUAUGUCGUGACGAGGUGGCAGUCUGUGCUAAACAAAUUUGGUGAUUUCCGGUCCAGUGGGAAUGACAGUUGGAAGGAGCCGUCCAACUUCAACGUCGUGAUUGACCACACCAAGCGUCGCGACCUGAUCCAGCUCAGGCUCAAAGAAGCUCAGGCAUUUUGGAGCUGGAGUCGAAAUGCAAACAAGUUUAUUGACGAGUUCAACAUGGAGUGGGCUCCUGUGUACACAAACCCGUCAACAACAGCAGCGUCCCGUCGUACGAAGAAACGGAGAAGGUCUUCCAAAAAUAAUACUGUCGAUAACCCCAGCUCCUGCUCAUCUAGUCAGUCCCAGUCCCAGGUGUACCGAGCAAGUUUGGAGUGGGUUCCGCCCCCAAAAUCUCGUCCAGAAGAGGAGAUGCUUCUCCACACGCUUUCCAGUCCCAGACUCUGCUUCCUCAUCGAGCAGUUACCAGGGGUGGAAGACGUGGGUCCCUACACCUUCCGCUAUGUCGACCCAGCGAGAGCUCCAGAAGACGUCCCCGCCUGCCCAACGUCCUCGGGCUGCUCCAGAUCGGAACCCUUCGUAUCUAGAAGGCCGCACGACAUGUUCAACUGGCUGAGGUCGACGCAUCGCAAGCCACCCAAGCAGCAUUUGACAGGUGGAGGGGUGUCAACAUCUGAAGAGACUGUAAAAUCCAAGGGUCUCCCCCUCGCCAUGAGGUUUAGAAAUUUACGGGAGCGAGCCACCAAAGAUCUAGUCGUCCUUCCAUCCCACAUUCACGGUCGGGGUCUUUUUGCCCAGAGGGACAUUGAGGUUGGGGAAAUGUUGAUCGAGUAUGCCGGGGAGAUGAUUCGUUCCGUCCUGUGCGACGUAAGGGAGCGGAAGUACGAGCUGUUUGGGAUUGGGUGUUACAUGUUCCGUGUGAAUCGCAGUCAUGUUGUAGACGCAACAAUGAAAGGGAACGCUGCAAGGUUCAUCAAUCAUUCAUGUGAUCCCAAUUGUGAGUCAAAGGCAGUCAAAAUCUUCGGAAAAGAUCACAUUUUAAUAUUUGCUCUGAAAAACAUUGGGCGUGGCGAAGAGCUCACGUACGACUACAAGUUUGAACGAGAGGUGAACAAGUUGCCAUGCUCCUGCGGGUCCCGAAAGUGUCGACGGUUUUUGAAUUAAAUAAGUCUCGUAUAGUUUAUUAUUUUUCUGUUGACUACAAAAUGCCAAAAUGACCCCGUGAAUGGAAAUCUAGUAAGUUAAAGCGCUGGUGAUUGUGAGAAUGACUUGGCCAAUCAGUUAAUAUGUAAAAAUAUGCAGACCAAUGACUACAUAGUACCAUAUUUAUAUUUAUAUACAGUUCAAAUGACGAAUAUCGGAUAAAUGAAAAAUACAUAUUUUAUUUUUAAACAUAUAAAAAAUAAAAACAAAGUAAAUAAAACGA